CCCAAUCCGUUCGAUUGGAGGAGCGUCAACUCCAAACGCGCCGGCCCACUCAACAACUAGUAUACGGACGUAGCGAUCCCGUAUCGCUUGCGAGCACAGCUGAAAAUGCGUCGGAGAUGCUUUGCCGUGGUGCUCUCGUCGCUCGUGAUCUGUGUGAGGAGUGAAACCUGCUUUUCGAAGGAGUUUGGCAGCUCUUCCGUUGUCUGCCUGUGCAAUUCAACCCAUUGCGACGAUAUCGGCCAAGUAAGAGCGGAAUAUGGAAAAAUCACGAUAUACGGAAGCUCGAUGGCUGGUGAGCGAUUCCAAAGGAGAACAGCGGAGUUCCUCCACCACGCCCCGGGCGAUGACAUGGAUCUCACAGUGAGCGUACAGAGCAAAACGCUCCAAGAGAUCAUAGGUUUCGGAGGUGCUUUUACCGAUUCCGCUGGGGUAAACUGGGCUUCGCUGAGCCCGAAUCUCCAGAGACGGCUACUGACCUCUUAUUAUAGUCCGGAGGGCUUGGAGUACAACAUCGGUCGAGUUCCGAUGGGCGGUUGUGACUUUUCAACGAGAGACUAUACGUACGACGAUUCGGCAGGAGACUUCGAGCUCAGGAAAUUCGCGCUCGCUCAGGAAGAUCUCCAAUUGAAAAUUCCUAUGAUCCGAUUCGCGAAGAGCCUCAGCGAAGAAGAAAUAUUCCUCUACGGAUCUCCAUGGUCCGCUCCCGCUUGGAUGAAAACGAACGGGAAAACGAUCGGUCGAGGAGGUCUGAAAGGUUCUCCUGGAGGUCGAUACUAUCAGACUUGGGCAAACUACUUCGUGAAGUUUUACGAAGCUUACAGAGAUCAUGGGCUCACAAUGUGGGGAUUCACCUUGCAAAACGAGCCGACGACAGGUUUCCUCCCUUGGAAGUGGCAAACAAUGGCCAUGACACCCUACACUGAACGUGAAUUCCUGAAGAAAGAUCUCGGUCCCGCCUUGUUCAAGGCCGCCGGGAGUUCGAUAAAAAUCAUGAUUCUAGACGACGAUCGGGUUGUUCUGCCUUAUUGGGCAAACGCUAUAUUCAACGACGCCGAGGCGAAUUCGUAUGCGGCAGGAGUCGCGGUCCAUUGGUACAAAGAUAAUUUGACGAGCGCGUCAGUUCUGGAGAGCACGUAUAGGAACCAUCCGGAUAAGUUCUUACUAUACACCGAGGCCUGUGAAGGUUAUCAGGCCUCGGCUCCGGCCGUGAUCAUGGGGAGCUGGGAGCGAGCCGAGUCCUACGCUGAGCACAUCCUCGACGACCUCCGGCACUAUAUCAAUGGUUGGGUGGAUUGGAACUUGUUCCUCGAUACUCAGGGAGGUCCUAAUUGGGUCGGAAAUUACGUCGAUUCACCAAUCAUCGUGGACAGGGACACUCAGACCUUCUACAAGCAGCCUAUGUAUUACGCAAUGGCGCAUUUCAGCAAGUUCCUCCCCAGAGGAUCGGUUCGAUUGGACGAUACCCUCGUGGGCUACCAAAGUGGAUUGACUGCCGUGACUUUCCUCCGGCCCGAUAAGCUCAGAGCGACGAUUAUAUUGAACAAGAACAAUUCAGCGAAGAAAGUGCUGAUCAAAGACAAUGAUGGCAAAUCUUUUGUGGUCGAAGCCGGUGCGCGCUCGAUCACCACCACCCUGCGAUGAAACGCUGGAGCGGUCGCUCUGAAUAAAAUGUUCGAAUUCAACCAGA
Galendromus occidentalis (western predatory mite) is the source of this 1687-nucleotide messenger RNA. RefSeq names its product putative glucosylceramidase 3. Gene Ontology annotation, molecular function: glucosylceramidase activity. Bases 106 to 1641 code for a protein of 511 amino acids. Gene Ontology annotation, biological process: glucosylceramide catabolic process. NCBI's taxonomy places the organism in Eukaryota, Metazoa, Arthropoda, Arachnida, Mesostigmata, Phytoseiidae. The transcript has 3 exons. The record is from RefSeq and is a predicted model, not a curated record.